AGUUGUUGGCUGGAUCAAUAUAAUGCCAUCGGCUAGACGGGGGCCGCCAGGAAGGGCCAAGGAGGCGAAUCCUCUACUUGGAGACCUUCCUAAGGAUUCAGCCAAGGCUUGGGAAAUCGAUAUUGUAGAGUGUUUGGAGAAGCUGAAGGUAGAGCUGUUUGAGGAUGAUGAUGAUGAGGAUGGAGAAAAUGAUAAUCCCCAUCCCAUCAACUUUGCCCAGGCAGCCAUCGGCCUAUACCAUAGUGCUGCUGUAUAUGCUAGGAAGAUUGAUAGCCUAUAUCUCAAAAUGUAUGAGACUAUGGAGCUUCUUGGUCGAGGGGUUGGGCAAAAAGAACGGAGGAAGAAUGCAAGGGAGGCCCGAAAGAUACGGAAGAAGCUGGGGAUCUUUGAUGAUGGGGAUGGCUGUGAGCUCCUAGACUCUAAGAUUACGCGUGCACCAGAGGGUCAAUUGAAUAUGUUGAAAGCUGGCAAUAAGAUGAAUACUAAUCAUAGCUUUGUCCAUCGUGUACCGCUCUUCUUGGUACCACGAGAAGAGGGAGAUCGGAAGAGGCCUGAGUAUAAGGUUAGCUCCUGUACUGUGAAUCCUUAUAAUAUGGCCGUGCUACUGCCGGACUUAGAAGGGAGAUGUUAUACCAAUCAGGAGGAGUAUCUCAUAUUACAGGAACAUUCUGGGAAUCCUCGUGAUGGAGCAGAAGAUGCAGCCCCUCUACCACCCCCACCAACCCAAGCCGUUAUUGAGGCCCCUGGUAUAUCCCCAGGCGACAGUCAUGAAGAUGAUAAUCUCCCUCAAGAGGGAUACUCAUCUA
Messenger RNA from Perkinsus marinus ATCC 50983, 806 nucleotides. RefSeq lists its product as hypothetical. The transcript has 8 exons. Lineage: Eukaryota; Perkinsozoa; Perkinsida; Perkinsidae. The annotation marks the transcript as partial. The record is from RefSeq and is a predicted model, not a curated record.